CCACGCGUCCGGCGGCGGCGCGUCCUGCUCCCUGCCCUGCCCUGUCCCGUCCGUCCCCUCCAGUUCCCGCACGCCGCCUCGCGCUUCCCCCGCCAUUAAAACCCUCUCCCCUCUUCGUCUUCCCCUCUACUGAACCUUGCGGAACCCUAGCCCCCUGAACUCCCUUGCAACGCUACGACGCCAUGGCCCCCAACCCCUCCGCCGUCGCCAUCCGGGCCGCCUCCGCGGGCAACCUCCGCCUCCUCAAGAAAGUGGCGAGCGAGAUGGACCUGCGGGAAGCCAAAGACCCCAACGGGAGCACCCUCCUGUACCUCGCCGCGGCGAAGGGUCACCUGGAGGUCUGCCGGUUCCUGGUGGAGGAAUCCGGGCUCGAUGUCAACUGCCCCAACGCGGAUGGCAUGACGCCGGUCUUCCGCGCCGCCGCCGCGGGAGAGGUGGGCGUCCUGAGGUACCUCCUCGACCACGGCGGCGACCCAGCGAUGCCCGACGCCAUUCGCUUCGCGCCGCUGCACAUUGCGGCGGAGAACGGGCACUACGAGGCUGCAGCACUGCUGCUGUCCAGGGGAGUUGAUGCGGAUCCCCUCAACACCCGUCUUGGGACGCCGCUGCAUGUGGCUGCGGCGAAGGGCCAUGAUCAGAUUCUGAAACUCCUGCUGGAGCACGGAGCUGAUCCCAACAGGAUUUUCAUGAGUGUCUUGUCACCGCUCCUGUUGGCAUGCGAAGCACGCUCCUUCAAAUGCGUGGAGCUAUUGGUUGCGGCCAGUGCCGAUGUGAAUUUCAUGAAUCCCUAUGGAUCGAGCCCUUUAAUUGACGCAACCAAGAAUGGCUUAACCGAUAUUGUCAAGCUUUUGCUAGAGGCUGGAGCUGAUCCGAACACUUUUGAUGAUUUUGGGGAAAAUCCAAUCAUGCAUGCAGCCCGUGAUGAGCGACGCGAUCUUGUUGAAAUUCUUUUUCCUCAUUCAAAACCAAUCGCAUAUGUACCCAGCUGGAGUGUUGACGGCUUAAUUUCUACUAUUAAACAUCUGCCUUCCAUGGCUAAGGGUGCAGAUUCUGGAGCUGAUGCGAAGAUGCGAGGAAAUGAAGCAUUUGCAAAGGGGGAUUACGCUGGAGCAACCUACUUAUAUGGCAUAGCGAUGUUCGUAUUUCCCCGCGAUGCUACCUUGUUUGCGAACAGGAGCCUAUGUUGGUUGCGGCUGGGAGAUGGAAAGAAUGCCCUGUCAGAUGCUCAACAAUGCAGAAUGAUCCGUCCCCAUUGGUCGAAGGCAUGGUACCGUGAGGGCGCAGCUCUCAAGCUGCUAAAGAACUACAAAGGAGCAGCUGAUGCAUUCGCGGAAGCAUUGAAGCUUGACCCUGCAAGUGAUGAGAUCAAGGCAGCGCUAAGUUCUGUCUUUCCAUACAACUUUAUUAUCUAUUUGGGUUAUUCUUAG
Panicum virgatum (switchgrass) is the source of this 1427-nucleotide messenger RNA. RefSeq names its product homeobox protein Wariai-like. The coding region runs from base 183 to 1427 and encodes 414 amino acids. The record is from RefSeq and is a predicted model, not a curated record. Gene Ontology annotation, molecular function: protein binding. NCBI's taxonomy places the organism in Eukaryota, Viridiplantae, Streptophyta, Magnoliopsida, Poales, Poaceae. The transcript is spliced from 11 exons.